Phoenix dactylifera (date palm) is the source of this 2544-nucleotide messenger RNA. NCBI's taxonomy places the organism in Eukaryota, Viridiplantae, Streptophyta, Magnoliopsida, Arecales, Arecaceae. The record is from RefSeq and is a predicted model, not a curated record.
AAUAUAGAGCUUAAACUGGGGUGGGGGUUGCUGGUGCGGUGUGGUGCAAGGGUCGUAGCGUUAAUUUCUUAUGGCUCUUUCCUUUUCCUGCCUUAUCGUCCCCUUCUUCAUCUUCUUCGUUUUCCCCAAUCUUUCUUGCCCAUGCCCCCCGCAGAAUCCACCAUGCGGUAGUUCUCCUCCUAUUGAAGUAAGUUUUCCUUUCUACACAGACAGCACUCCUCCUAUAUGCGGGGGGCUUCAUAGGAUCUCCUGCGAGGACUCCACACCGUUCGUCCAAUUUUAUGGGCAUGAGCCCUCGUAUGUCGUGAAGCAUAUCAACUACACUGAUCAGUCAAUCAUAAUUGAAGACCCAGGGUUCCGCAAUCACUUGUCGAUACCAGAUUGCAUUUUCCUUUAUAAAUUUGAUCCUCCUAUUCCCCUAGUCCAGACUCCACAGUCUCCACUCCUUCCCCAGUCUGUAAGACAGAACCAGACCCUCUUCAACUGCAAGCCGAAUGGUUAUGAUAUUUGUACCGACAUCUUCCACGACCUCUAUAAUCGUAGUCUUUGCAAAGGAUGCCAGCUCUAUUUUUCUAACAGAUCAGAGGAUGGAGGAAUGGGUCCGGAUGAGUGUUGGGGCGACGGUCCAAGCCCAUCGUUUGGAUGGAAGUUAGUAUUCGAGUAUGGACGCCUUUGGCUACAGUCUGCCAGUGCCUACUCGAAUCUAUUGCACAAUGACUUGGAUUCGGGUUGCUUCAAGCAUAAUUACACAGGAAAUUCCAUGUGUCCUGGCGACGACGAAUGCCAAGGAAAAAGCCACACGAAGAGGAAGAUUUUAGCAGGUUCAAUCUUGGCAAUGAUCGCAGCAGGUCUCCUUUUCUCUUGCUGUUUUUUCCUUUUCUCCCAACACCGACACAGAAAUCUUCUCAAGUCGAUCAUCUUUUGGAGGAGUAAAUCAAACAAUGCACAAAAUAUUGAAGCAGUUUUAGAAAAUUUCGGUUCCCUUGCCCCGAAAAGAUACAAGUAUGCAGAUCUGAAGAAGAUAACGAACUCUUUCUGCGACAAACUUGGCGAAGGAGGCUAUGGCAUUGUGUACAAAGGUAGCCUGCAAGAUGGUCGUUUGGUGGCUGUGAAGUUCUUAAGAAACUGCAGAGGCGAUGGAGAGGAAUUUUUGAAUGAAGUUGCCAGCAUUGGUAGGACCUCCCAUGUUAACAUUGUAAGUCUAAUUGGCUUUUGCUUCGAGGGGUCUAAAAGGGCUCUCAUUUAUGACUAUAUGCCCAAUGGAUCACUGGAGAAGUACAUCUAUUCAGAGAACCCGAAAACUACUCUUGGCUGGGAAAAGUUGUACGAAAUAGCAAUUGGCAUUGCCCGAGGGCUAGAAUAUUUACAUCGCGGGUGCAACACACGCAUAGUACACUUCGACAUCAAACCCCACAAUAUCCUUCUAGAUCAAGAAUUUUGUCCUAAAAUUGCAGAUUUUGGGUUAGCUAAAUUAUGCCCUCCGAAGGACAGUAUCCUUUCAGUGACAGGUGCUAGAGGAACCAUAGGGUUUAUCGCCCCAGAAGUCUUCUCUAGGAGCUUUGGAGUUGUUUCUACUAAGUCAGAUGUCUAUAGCUAUGGAAUGAUGGUUUUAGAAAUGGUUGGAGGAAGAAAGAAUGUAAAAGCAAGUGUAGAGAAUACUAGUGAAAUUUAUUUUCCACAUUGGAUUUAUGAUCAUUUGGACCAAGUUAGAGAUUUGCAGGUUGUUGAAAUGACAACAGAAUCGGAAGAAUUGGCGAAAAAGAUGAUCUUAGUUGGUUUGUGGUGCACGCAGAUGAUGCCCGGGAAUCGACCUUCAAUGAGCAGGGUAGUUGAUAUGUUGGGAGGAAGCAUCAGUGACUUGCAAAUGCCUCCAAAGCCGUAUCUAUGUUCUCCUUUGCAUUCAUUCAGAGCUUCAUUUAAUCCUAUGGGUUAAGAUGAUUUAACAAAUGCUAUUAUCUGCUUGUGCAAUGCUGGGUACUAUAUUAUUAGACCUGGUACCGUAUUUAAGACAGUCAAAGAAGUAUUGAGUCAUCUGGUGAUUAUGUUACUUCAAAGCUCUGAAAUGGAGUGUCAAGCUUAGUUUGCAGUGCCAGCAUGUCCGAAGAAGAAUUCAAAAAGAGAAAAACAAAUGUGUCCUUCGUUCAAGUAUAUGUGCAACCUUUGACAGGAACAACAAUUGUAAAGAUGAAUCUAAACCUCUAUGGCAAAUGCUUAUGUUCAUAAAAGCUAUAUGCAGGUAGUCUUCCAGCUUUUCGGAAAAUGUGAUGAGACUGAAAGAAGGGGAGAUGCAAGAGACUGCACAGAGCCACCAUGUCAAAUGAAGGCCAGCUCACUGUUUAACCGAAGAUAAUUAAAGCAACAGCUAAGAGCUUAUUUUCUAAAGUCACUUUAUGUCUACUUCUGAUAGUUCUUCAUAUGUACCUUUACACUGUUGAUAGCGAAUUUUUGGAGGAUAUGUAUUUUUUUUUCUUGAUGUUGUAAUUGGAUAUACUACAAAAUCAUAAAAUUUUGUAAAUUUUGAAAUUUUUAAUCAUGAUUUUGUCA